Eubalaena glacialis (North Atlantic right whale) is the source of this 6044-nucleotide messenger RNA. RefSeq names its product MAP kinase activating death domain (gene MADD). The record is from RefSeq and is a predicted model, not a curated record. NCBI's taxonomy places the organism in Eukaryota, Metazoa, Chordata, Mammalia, Artiodactyla, Balaenidae. Gene Ontology annotation, biological process: regulation of apoptotic process; regulation of Rab protein signal transduction. Gene Ontology annotation, cellular component: cytosol. The transcript has 34 exons. Gene Ontology annotation, molecular function: guanyl-nucleotide exchange factor activity. The coding region runs from base 248 to 5074 and encodes 1608 amino acids.
AGGAGGCUGCUGUGUCCCAGGUUUAGCCUCGCGGAAGGGCUGGACUCCCUCUCCCAGCGCGCACCGGGGCACCGCUCACGCCCCCUGCCUUGGAGCGCACCGGGUGGAGGAGAUGCCGCGGCCGCGCCUUCCGGCCUUAAGUCCCCCCGCCGCCCCUGAAUUGAUAAUAUCAGAAUUCCUCCUGGGGACAUUGAUUCCAUGCUUGGUGCCUUGAAGUUUCUCUGAGAUGAACUGAUGAAUCGGAACCAUGGUGCAAAAGAAGAAGUCCUGUCCUCGGUUACUUGACUACCUAGUGAUUGUAGGGGCCAGGCACCCGAGCAGUGAUAGCGUGGCCCAGACUCCAGAAUUGCUACGGCGAUACCCGUUAGAGGAUCACGCCGAGUUUCCCCUGCCCCCGGACGUCGUGUUCUUCUGCCAGCCGGAGGGCUGCCUGAGUGUGCGGCAACGGCGCAUGAGCCUGCGCGAGGACACCUCUUUUGUCUUCACUCUCACCGACAAGGACACUGGAGUCACGCGUUAUGGCAUCUGUGUUAACUUCUACCGCUCCUUCCAAAAGCGCAUGCCUAAGGAAAAGGGGGAGGCCGGGGCAGGGUCCCGUGGGAAGGAAGGACCCCAUGCCACCUGCAUCUCAGAAGAGGUUGGCGCCGAGAGCUCGGAGAGUGGCCCGUCCCUGCAGCCUCCCAGUGCCGACUCUACCCCGGAUGUGAACCAGUCUCCUCGGGGCAGACGCCAGGCCAAGGCGGAGAGCCGUUCCCGCAACAGCACUCUGACGUCCCUGUGUGUGCUCAGCCAUUACCCCUUCUUCUCCACCUUCCGAGAGUGUCUGUACACCCUCAAACGUCUGGUGGACUGCUGUAGUGAGCGACUGCUGGGCAAGAAACUGGGCAUCCCUCGAGGCAUACAAAGGGACACCAUGUGGCGCAUCUUUACUGGAUCGUUGUUAGUGGAGGAGAAGUCAAGUGCCCUUCUGCACGACCUUCGAGAGAUUGAGGCCUGGAUCUAUCGAUUGCUGCGCUCCCCAGUACCCGUCUCAGGGCAGAAGCGAGUGGAUAUUGAGGUCCUGCCCCAGGAGCUCCAGCAAGCUCUGACCUUUGCUCUUCCAGACCCCUCUCGAUUCACCCUAGUGGAUUUCCCACUGCACCUCCCCUUGGAACUUCUGGGUGUGGAUGCCUGUCUUCAGGUGCUAACCUGCAUCCUGUUAGAGCACAAGGUGGUGCUGCAGUCCCGAGACUACAACGCACUCUCCAUGUCUGUGAUGGCAUUUGUGGCAAUGAUUUAUCCCUUGGAGUAUAUGUUUCCUGUUAUCCCACUGCUGCCCACCUGCAUGGCGUCUGCAGAACAGCUGCUGUUGGCUCCAACACCGUACAUCAUCGGGGUCCCUGCCAGCUUCUUCCUCUACAAACUGGACUUCAAAAUGCCUGACGACGUAUGGCUGGUGGAUCUGGACAGCAGCAGGGUGAUUGCCCCCACCAAUGCAGAAGUGCUACCUAUCCUGCCAGAGCCAGAAUCAUUAGAGUUGAAAAAACAUUUAAAACAGGCCCUCGCCAGCAUGAGUCUCAACACCCAGCCCAUCCUCAAUCUGGAGAAAUUCCACGAAGGCCAGGAGAUCCCUCUUCUCUUGGGAAGGCCUUCUAAUGACUUGCAGUCUACACCUUCCACUGAAUUCAACCCACUCAUCUAUGGCAACGAUGUGGAUUCUGUGGAUGUUGCAACCAGAGUGGCCAUGGUCCGUUUCUUCAACUCCCCCAACGUGCUGCAGGGCUUUCAGAUGCACACACGUACCCUGCGUCUCUUCCCCCGGCCCGUGGUAGCUUUCCAAGCUGGCUCCUUUCUAGCCUCACGUCCCCGGCAGACUCCUUUUGCUGAGAAACUGGCCAGGACUCAGGCUGUGGAGUACUUUGGAGAAUGGAUCCUCAACCCCACCAACUAUGCCUUUCAGCGGAUUCACAACAACACGUUCGAUCCAGCCCUGAUAGGCGACAAGCCGAAGUGGUACACCCACCAGCUGCAGCCUGUCCACUAUCGAGUGUACGACAGCAGUUCCCAUCUGGCCGAGGCGCUGAGCGUGCCGCCGGAGCACGACUCUGACUCUGACCCCACUGAUGACAGCGGCAGUGAUAGUAUGGAUUAUGAUGACUCAAGCUCUUCUUACUCUUCCCUUGGUGACUUUGUCAGUGAGAUGAUGAAAUGUGACAUCAAUGGUGAUACUCCUAACGUGGAUCCUCUGACACACGCGGCACUGGGGGAUGCCAGUGAGGUAGCUAUUGAUGAGCUGCAGAGCCAGAAGGAAGUAGAGGAACCUGGCCCAGACAGCGAGAACUCUCAGGAAAACCCCCCUCUGCGUUCCAGCUCCAGCACCACCGCCAGCAGUAGCCCCAGCACCGUUAUCCAUGGAGCCAGUUCUGAACCUGCCGACUCAACGGAGAUGGAUGAUAAGGCAGCAGUAGGCGUCUCCAAGUCCCUCCCCAGCGUGCCUCCCAGCAUUGGCAAAGCGAACGUGGACAGGCGUCAGACAGAAAUUGGAGAGGGGUCAGUGCGCCGGCGAACCUAUGACAAUCCAUACUUCGAGCCCCAGUAUGGCUUUCCCCCUGAGGAAGAUGAUGAUGAGCAGGGGGAAAGUUACACUCCCCGAUUCAGCCAGCAUGUCAGUGGCAAUCGGGCUCAAAAGCUGCUGCGGCCCAACAGCUUGAAACUGGCAAGUGACUCAGAUGCAGAGUCAGACUCUCGAGCGAGCUCGCCCGCCUCCACCGUCUCCAGCAACAGCACUGAGGGCUUCGGGGGCAUCAUGUCUUUUGCCAGCAGCCUGUAUCGGAACCACAGUACGAGCUUCAGUCUUUCAAAUCUCACACUGCCUACCAAAGGAGCGCGAGAGAAGACCACGCCUUUCCCCAGUCUGAAAGUAUUUGGGCUAAAUACUCUAAUGGAGAUUGUUACUGAAGCCGGCCCCGGGAGUGGUGAAGGAAACAGGAGGGCCUUAGUGGACCAGAAGUCAUCGGUCAUUAAACACAGCCCAACAGUGAAAAGAGAGCCUCCAUCACCUCAGGGUCGAUCCAGCAAUUCUAGUGAGAACCAGCAGUUCCUGAAGGAGGUGGUGCACAGCGUGCUGGACGGCCAGGGAGUUGGCUGGCUCAACAUGAAGAAGGUGCGACGGCUGCUGGAGAGCGAGCAGCUGAGAGUCUUUGUCCUGAGCAAGCUGAACCGCACGGUGCAGUCAGAGGACGAGGCCCGGCAGGACAUCAUCCCAGAUGUGGAGAUCAGUCGGAAGGUGUACAAGGGCAUGUUAGACCUGCUCAAGUGCACGGUCCUCAGUCUGGAGCAGUCCUACGCCCACGCUGGUCUGGGUGGCAUGGCCAGCAUCUUUGCGCUUCUGGAGAUCGCCCAGACCCACUACUAUAGUAAAGAACCAGACAAGCGGAAGAGAAGUCCAACAGAGAGUGUAAAUACACCAAUUGGCAAGGAUCCUGGCCUGGCUGGGCGGGGGGACCCAAAGGCCAUGGCACAGCUGAGAGUCCCCCAGCUGGGACCUUGGGCACCAAGUGCCGCAGGAAAGAGUCCCAAGGAACUGGACAGCAGAAGUCUAAAGGAGGAGAACUUUGUAGCAUCUAUCGGGCCUGAAGUAAUCAAACCCGCCUUUGACCUUGGUGAGACAGAGGAGAGAAAGUCCCAAGUCAGCGCAGACAGUGGUGUGAGCCUGACAUCUGGUCCCCAGAGGACUGAUCCAGAUUCUGUCCUUGGUGUGAGUCCGGCCGUUAUGAUCCGAAGCUCAAGUCAGGACUCUGAAGUUAGCACCGUGGUGAGUAAUAGCUCUGGAGAGACCCUUGGAGCGGACAGUGACCUGAGCAGCAAUGCAGGUGAUGGACCAGGCGGUGAGGGCAGCACCCACCUGGCAGGCUCUAGAGGCACUUUGUCUGAUAGUGAAAUUGAAACCAACUCUGCCACCAGUGCCAUCUUUGGUAAAGCCCACAGCUUGAAGCCAAGUGUAAAGGAGAAGCUGGUGGGCAGCCCAGUUCGCUUUUCUGAAGAUGUAAGCCAGCGAGUCUAUCUCUACGAGGGACUCCUAGGCAAAGAGCGUUCUACUUUAUGGGACCAAAUGCAGUUCUGGGAAGAUGCGUUCUUAGAUGCUGUGAUGUUGGAGAGAGAAGGGAUGGGUAUGGACCAGGGUCCCCAGGAAAUGAUAGACAGGUACCUGUCCCUAGGAGAACAUGACCGGAAGCGCCUAGAGGAUGAUGAAGAUCGUUUGCUGGCCACGCUCUUGCACAACCUCAUCUCCUACAUGCUGCUGAUGAAGGUAAAUAAGAAUGAUAUCCGGAAGAAGGUGAGGCGCCUGAUGGGAAAGUCGCAUAUUGGGCUUGUGUACAGCCAGCAAAUCAACGAAGUGCUUGACCAGCUGGCAAACCUGAACGGACGAGAUCUCUCUAUCCGGUCCAGUGGCAGCCGGCACAUGAAGAAGCAGACAUUUGUGGUACAUGCAGGGACAGACACAAAUGGAGAUAUCUUUUUCAUGGAGGUGUGUGACGACUGCGUGGUGCUGCGUAGUAACAUCGGGACAGUGUACGAGCGCUGGUGGUACGAGAAGCUCAUCAACAUGACCUACUGUCCCAAGACCAAGGUGCUAUGCUUGUGGCGUAGAAACGGCUCUGAGACUCAGCUCAACAAAUUCUAUACUAAGAAGUGUCGGGAGCUGUACUACUGCGUGAAGGACAGCAUGGAGCGUGCUGCCGCCCGACAGCAGAGCAUCAAGCCCGGGCCGGAGCUGGGUGGCGAGUUCCCCGUGCAGGACAUGAAGACUGGCGAGGGUGGCUUGCUGCAGGUCACCCUAGAAGGGAUCAAUCUCAAGUUCAUGCACAACCAGGUUUUCAUAGAGCUGAAUCACAUUAAAAAGUGCAAUACAGUUCGAGGCGUCUUUGUCCUGGAGGAAUUUGUUCCUGAAAUUAAAGAAGUGGUGAGCCACAAGUACAAGACACCAAUGGCCCACGAGAUCUGCUACUCUGUGUUGUGUCUCUUCUCGUAUGUGGCUGCUGUCCGUAGCAGUGAGGAAGAUCUCAGAACCCCACCCCGGCCCGUCUCUAGCUGAUGGAGAGGGGUUAAGGCUGCCCCAGCCCAGGGGCCGUCCCUUGCCUCUCGCUGUUCCCAAGUGCACGAUGCUGCUGUGACUGCGAAGCGGGUGAUGUGUGUGUGUUCUCUGCAAGCCCCCUCGCUGAGGCUUAGAUGGGUCCCAGUUCUGUGUGUCUCAGUGUCUUCGUGUGUCUCACAGGGCUGAGCUAGUCUCGUCCAGCUUUCUCUCCACCCCCCAAAGACCAUCCUCCUGUCCCCUCAGGGCUCAGAAGUACGUGUGUGUCUGUCUGUUGGGCCAAUGGCUUCUAAGAACUCGGAGUACAGGCCAGUGCGAGCCCACUAUUACGUGUCAUUGAGACAUUUGUGUUGUAGUUUCUCGUCCUUGACAUUAUAACCUUCCAGAGCAGGACUUGGGCUCUCCGUCCUCUGUGAUCCGGCACCACUAGGUGCCUGGAGCAGUCCCACUAUGGGGAGUUGAGGGAAGCUUGAGGCUUGUCCCCCCAGACAAGGGGGGGCGGUGGGGAAAGGGAGGGAGAGUCAAGGGGCAGCAGAGCGAGUGGCAACCUCCCUGCUUCCUUAGUUCCUCCCUGCAACUUCCAGGCAGUUCCCAAGCUGGCAGCGACUGCCCAUGGGCACAGGCCUGGCUGUUGCUACCGUGGUCUCCACCACUGCAGUGGGGCUGCACUGACGGCUGCUGUUUGCUGAGCAGCAGUUUCCUCGUGGUCCGCCUGGCCUUCGGCAGGGAAGAGCAAAAUGACUGGGGCUAGGAGAGUCCCAGGGACCACAGGCUGCCACGCCCAGGAACCUGGUGGUGUGGGGAGAGGCCAAGCUCAGUACCCACCUCUAUGUCUGCGGGUAGCAUCGCAGCACUGGCUGCCAGGGGGAGAGAGAGCCUGGGAGUGAGUGGGCAAGAGAUGACUGUAAAUAUUUCAGCUCCACAUUAUUUAUAGAAAAUGUACAGAUGUGUGAAUGUGAAAUAAAGGUCCCUA